Messenger RNA from Lactuca saligna, 1924 nucleotides. The record is from the annotation of a GenBank genome assembly. Lineage: Eukaryota; Viridiplantae; Streptophyta; Magnoliopsida; Asterales; Asteraceae.
AUGUCCAUCUUCUUUCCCAUUACAACUGGAGUCUUUUAUCACUCUAAAUCACUCGAAUUCCUCCUUCUUUCAAAAAGUUUUAAAGUCCGCAGUCUAAACUGUCAGAUUCUGAAUACUUUUUGCCCUCGAAUAAAAGACAAAGCGGAUUAUACAAAGAGAGUGAAGUGCUUAGCUAAUGCAAUUGAGAAGUCGCCGAUUCCAGAGAGCCAAACGGAUCAUACAACAGGCGAGGAGCUCUCGCCUGAGCUGUCGAACAGGACUUUGGAAGUUGAGGCAAUUUUCGAAGAAAUGGUAAGCUCAGGGUUUCAACCAAGAAUAGAAGUGUAUAAUCUCUUGCUGAAAGUGUUUUUAAGAAGAGGUCUUCUUACACUUGCUGAUAAACUUAUGGAGUCCAUGAACGCUAUGGGCGUGUGGAAAAACCGAGAAACAUACGAGAUUCUCCUUGGUUAUUAUGUUAGUGCCGGACGUUUGAAAGACACGUGGGAAGUUGUAGCCAAAAUGAAGAAAGAUGGGUUUGAACCGAAUUCCUUUGUAUACAGUAUGAUUAUUGAACUUUACAGGAACAAUGGAAUGUGGAAGAAAGCUAUAAACCUCAUAGCAGAAGUAAGGGAAAAUGGAGUCCCACUUGACAAGAAGAUGUUUAAUAGUAUGAUUGACACCUUUGGGAAAUCCGGUGAACUAGGAGAUGCAUUGCAAGUGUUUGAUCAAAUGCAGCAAGAAGGGAUUACACCAGAUAUCACCACAUGGAAUUCUUUGAUCAGGUGGCAUUGCAAACAUGGUGAUCUCACAAAUGCCCUUGUAUUGUUCAGCGAGAUGCAAACACAAGGGCUGUAUCCUGAUCCAAGUAUCUUCAUUACCAUCAUUAGUCGCUUAGGAGAACAGGGGAAGUGGGAUAUUAUAAAGAAAAACUUUGAGCAAAUGAAAGAUGGAGGUCAUGGACAAAGUGGGACCAUUUAUGCUGUUUUGGUUGAUAUUUAUGGGCAAUAUGGAAGCUUCGAGGAUGCAGAGGAGUGCAUAAAUACACUAAAACUCGAAGGAGUUCCUCUCUCAGCUAGAAUAUUCUGUGUGCUUGCAAACGCCUAUGCCCAACAGGGUUUAUGUGAGCAAACAGUUAAAGUUCUCCAGUUGAUGGAACGUGAAGGAAUCGAACCAAACCUUAUUAUGCUGAAUGUUUUGAUAAAUGCAUUUGGUAUUGCUGGAAGACAUAUGGAGGCACUCUCAGUGUAUCAACACAUAAAAGAAAGCGGUGCAAGUCCAGAUGUGGUUACGUACACGACACUUAUGAAGGCUUUUCUAAGGGCAAAGGAGUUUGACAAGGUAGGUAUAAUAUAUAGGGAUAUGGAGUCUGCUGGAUGCUCACCGGAUAGGAAAGCCAGAGAGUUGCUUCAAACUGCAAUCAUGGCUCUUCAACGUAGACAUUAGUUAAUUGUUUUUAAGUGAUUUCUUCAACCCCUCAUCAGCGAUGAUGAGGAGGACAUUUACGUCUUUUGUGCAGACAAGAGAUGGAUAACGAAUGAUUCCUUGUUCCAUCCAUGUUUUUGGAUGGAAGGGACGAGUGGGAGCAUGGGAAUACUUUCCAAAUUCACACGAGAAGAAAAGAUGUUAAGUCUAUGCAUAAAAUUUGAUAGCCACUAAGUCGUUUGACUUUUGACUUAGGCAUGUUUUCUAUACAUAGGUAUACAUGAUAAAUCAUAUAUAAGAUAAUAGGAUGAGCAACAUCUGUAGAGAGAAUCCCUGUGGUGAGUUAAGUUACUUAGUUGAGCCAUAGGUGUAGUGGAACACUUCGUGAUGGAACUCUGGUAAAAAAAACAUGCAAAAUUAAGUCUUCUACAUGAAAAGCGUGUGCCCUGUCAUGAUGUGAUUCACGAGAACUUCAUCAUAUAUGAUAUAUACACUUUUAUGGGGUUUCAUAGAUACAAUAAAG